GACGUUACAGGCCCCGCCUCCUAGUGUAUAUAAGGCGCACUUGGCGCGCAGUGACCCCAGGCAGCAGCUUUGAAGCCUGAGCAACAGAAUUUGGCAGCUCCUACCUAACUCCCUUUAACCCAUCCUUUCCGAGCCCCAUCCAGGACUCUCUGCCCCCUGAACUUAUUACAGCUCUCCGAUCUUCAAUUUUAGCUACAAUGCUGUGGCAGGCACUUCGUAGAUUUGGUCAAAAGCUGGUACGCAGACGCACAUUGGAGCAAGGCAUGACUGAGACUCGCCUUGCCAGAUGCCUGAGCACUCUGGACUUAGUGGCCUUGGGUGUGGGCAGCACCUUGGGUGCAGGUGUGUAUGUUCUGGCUGGCGAGGUGGCCAAAGAGAAAGCAGGGCCAUCUAUAGUGAUCUGCUUCCUGGUGGCCGCCUUAUCUUCUGUGUUGGCUGGGCUGUGCUAUGCGGAGUUUGGUGCUCGGGUCCCCCGUUCUGGUUCUGCAUAUCUCUACAGUUAUGUCACUGUGGGGGAACUAUGGGCAUUUACGACUGGCUGGAACCUCAUCCUCUCCUACAUCAUAGGUACAGCCAGUGUGGCCAGGGCCUGGAGCUUAGCUUUUGACAACCUGAUUGGGAACCAAAUAUCUCAUGCCCUGCAGAAGAGCCUCUCCUUGCAUGUGCCCCAUCUUCUUGCAAAAUAUCCAGAUGUCUUUGCUAUGGCCCUUGUGUUGUUGCUUACUGGAUUGCUGGCUCUAGGGGCUAGUGAGUCAGCCCUGGUUACCAAAGUGUUCACAGGGGUCAACCUUUUGGUUCUUGGUUUUGUCAUCGUCUCUGGCUUCAUUAAGGGGGACCUGCACAACUGGAGGCUCAAAAAAGAAGACUAUGAAAUGGCUAAGGCAGAACUCAACAACACUCAGAGCUUGGGCCCUCUAGGUGCUGGAGGAUUUGUACCUUUUGGCUUUCAGGGGAUUCUCCGUGGAUCAGCCACCUGUUUCUAUGCAUUUGUUGGUUUUGACUGUAUUGCAACCACUGGGGAAGAGGCCCAGAAUCCUCAACAUUCCAUCCCCAUGGGCAUUGUGAUCUCACUGUCUGUCUGCUUUUUGGCGUAUUUUGGUGUCUCUUCGGCACUCACACUCAUGAUGCCUUACUACCAGCUACUACCUGAGAGCCCCUUGCCUGAGGCAUUUCUUCAUGUUGGAUGGGGCCCUGCCCGCUACAUUGUAGCUGUUGGCUCACUCUGUGCUCUUUCUACCAGUCUCUUGGGCUCUAUGUUCCCUAUGCCUCGGAUCAUCUAUGCAAUGGCAGAAGAUGGCCUUCUGUUUCGUUUCCUUGCCCACAUCCACACUGGCACACGUACACCCAUAAUUGCGACUAUGGUCUCUGGUAUUAUUGCAGCAUUCAUGGCAUUCCUCUUUGAACUUACCGAUCUUGUGGACCUCAUGUCAAUAGGGACCCUGCUUGCUUACUCCCUGGUGGCUAUUUGUGUCCUCAUCCUCAGAUAUCAGCCUGACCAGGAGAUGAAGAACGUAGAUGAAGUGGAGUUGCAGGAGGAAAUUAUAUAUGAAACAGAGACGCUGACCCUGCAGGGACUCUUUUGUCCACUCAACUCCAUCCCCACACCACUUUCUGGCCAUGUUGUCUAUGUUUGUUCCUCACUGCUUGCUCUACUGCUGACUAUUCUUGGCCUGGUGCUGGCUCAGUGGUCAAGUCCACUGCUUUCUGGAGACCCAGUGUGGGUUGCAACAGUUGUACUACUCCUUAUGCUCAUUGUUGGUAUCAUUGGAGUCAUUUGGAAACAGCCACAAAGUUCUACUCCUCUUCACUUUAAGGUCCCUGCUUUGCCUUUCCUGCCACUAGUGAGCAUUUUUGUGAAUCUUUACCUUAUGAUGCAGAUGACAGCUGGCACCUGGGCCCGAUUUGGGGUCUGGAUGCUGAUUGGAUUUGCUAUCUACUUCGGCUAUGGAAUCCAGCACAGCCAGGAAGAGAUUAAGAAAGAUCAACCUUCAUUCAAAUCAAGGGCUCAAACUGUAGACCUUGAUCUCAGUAGUCCCUGAGAACACUUACUGUGACAUUAUCAUACUCAAUAUUGUCUAUCCCCUCCCCCGCACAAUAAUGGAGAGUAUUACUGACUCUCCAGAGAGUGAGACCUCCCACGGUAUGUUGAUAGAAGAACACCAGUAAAGCUUAUAUUUAUUGUAGAUAACUCUUUACUGUUUCUCAUUUAUAUAUUUUAAACAUAACUACUUUUCAAUUGUGUCUAUAGCUGUUAACUGCCUUUUAGAACAUUAUUAAAAGAAACUAAAAUAAAU
Molecule: messenger RNA, 2294 nt
Organism: Erinaceus europaeus (western European hedgehog)
Lineage: Eukaryota; Metazoa; Chordata; Mammalia; Eulipotyphla; Erinaceidae
Gene: SLC7A3
Product: solute carrier family 7 member 3
Exons: 12
Coding region: 198-2039 (613 amino acids)
Biological process (GO): transmembrane transport; amino acid transport
Cellular component (GO): plasma membrane
Molecular function (GO): amino acid transmembrane transporter activity
Source: RefSeq, a predicted model, not a curated record